AAAAAAAAAAACGAAAAUUUAGAACUGCAUUCUUUAUUACCCGCGAGUUGCUUCACAUUCGCUGGUGUGUUCUUCUAGUGUUCGCAAGAUUUUCUUUCCCUCCAUCUCGAUUGUUCAUAUCCUUUCCAUUUAUUGUUCUCGAAUUCAAACGAUCUUCUUUGUUGGAUGUGAUUGCGAGUAGUUGUUUCGCUGCUUAGGAGCUGAGGUGGAGCAAUGGCAUCCGAUCAUCAGCAGCCAGCUCUUUCUUCCUUUGGAAAGGUAGGACAAUCAUCUGGUGAGAUUGACGAUGUCGAGGAACCUUUAGUUUCUGUUGAAUUUAAGAACUCGGAGAAUUAUUCUGCCACAGCUGCAAUAUUACCAUUUCUAUUUCCUGCUCUUGGAGGACUACUUUAUGGGUAUGAUAUUGGUGCAACAUCUUGUGCAACAAUUUGCUUACAGUCAGCAUCAUCCAGUGGAAUAUCAUGGUACCACUUAUCUUCUGUAGAAGUUGGCCUUGUAACUAGCGGUUCCUUAUAUGGUGCCUUGAUUGGCUCUAUCUUGGCAUUUAACGUUGCUGAUUUUCUAGGGAGAAGAAGGGAGCUGAUUCUUUCUGCUUUAAUGUAUCUCGUCGGAGCUAUCAUAACAGCACUUGCUCCUAACUUUGCUGUUUUGGUAAUUGGGCGCACCAUAUCUGGGAUAGGAAUUGGAUUGGCGAUGCAUGCAGCACCAAUGUACAUUGCUGAAACUUCCCCUAGCAAGAUACGUGGGCAGUUAAUCUCUCUCAAAGAGUUUUUUAUAGUGCUUGGAAUGGUUGUGGGUUACAGCAUUGGUAGUCUUUUAGUUGAAGUGGUUGCUGGUUGGCGCUACAUAUAUGCAGCCAACACCCCAAUUGCGUUGGUCAUGGGAGUGGGAAUGUGGUGGCUACCGUCAUCUCCCAGGUGGCUACUUUUAUGUGCUAUACAGGGAAAAGGAAAUAUGCAGGAAUUGAAAGAGAGUGCUAUAAGCUGCUUGUACCGGCUACGGGGUGCAGUUAUUGGCGAUAAAGCUUCUGAAGAAGUGGAUGAAAUUUUGGAUGAGCUCUCUUUUCUUGGUGAAUCAGAGACGGCAACGAUAGGGGAAAUAUUUCAGGGGAAGUGCUUGAAGGCCCUAAUAAUUGGUGCAGGAUUAGUAUUAUUUCAACAGAUAACUGGUCAACCAAGUGUGCUAUAUUAUGCUCCCUCAAUCUUUCAGAGUGCAGGAUUCUCAGCAGCUUCAGAUGCAACGCGGGUGUCAAUUUUACUUGGUUUAUUGAAGCUUUUUAUGACUGGAGCAGCUGUUCUUGCCGUUGAUAGACUUGGGAGGAGGCCUUUACUCCUUGGAGGUGUAUCUGGGAUUGUGGUUUCUUUGUUUCUUCUGGGAUCGUAUUACCUUUUCUUGGGUAAUGUGCCUGCUGUUGCUGUAGUCGCGCUCUUGUCAUAUGUUGGUAGUUACCAGCUAUCUUUUGGUCCCAUUGGUUGGUUAAUGAUUUCAGAGGUUUUCCCUUUGCGACUGAGAGGUCGGGGGCUCAGUAUAGCAGUGCUUGUGAAUUUUGGAGCAAAUGCUCUCGUUGCAUUUGCCUUUUCUCCAUUAAAGGAAUUGCUUGGAGCUGGAAUCCUAUUUUUAAUAUUUGGCGUGAUAGCUAUUUUGUCUCUGGUCUUUAUAUUCUUCAUUGUACCGGAGACAAAGGGACUGACCCUCGAGGAAAUUGAAGCUAAGUGCCUUUAAACUCUCAAGUCUGCGAAUUUAAAGCAAUUCCAUAGACUAUCUCAAACUGAAAGUGUUAACCUUGUAAAACAAAUUUCAUUGAUGCUUUUUGGACCUAAUACCUUCUAAAAUGUUUAUAUUUUCAACUUAAUAAUUAGACAGGACUGUGGCUCGAUCAAAAAUUUGAUACCA
Molecule: messenger RNA, 1893 nt
Organism: Cucurbita maxima (winter squash)
Lineage: Eukaryota; Viridiplantae; Streptophyta; Magnoliopsida; Cucurbitales; Cucurbitaceae
Product: D-xylose-proton symporter-like 2
Exons: 14
Coding region: 214-1722 (502 amino acids)
Biological process (GO): transmembrane transport
Cellular component (GO): membrane
Molecular function (GO): fructose transmembrane transporter activity
Source: RefSeq, a predicted model, not a curated record